AUGCUGCUGAAACUACCAAGAGAAGGACUUACCUUAGAGGCUCUGGCUUCACCUCUGAAGAUUCUCUUCCAGCCCCUUUUUGCCUGCGGCCUCUUUCUGAUUUCGAGCUGGCAGUCCGAGAAAUCGAAUUGGUGGUCCGGCUCGAUACACUUUGCGAAUGAUCAUGGUUCUCAAAAAUGGUGUGCUGUUCUUUUGGGGGCCGGAAUUAUCUACCAGACCAACAAAUGGCUUUCGAGACGCUAUCUCAACGCCUUUACCGAGAACUCCAGAUGGAACUCGACAAAGGAACUUGUGGUCAUCACUGGAGGGUCGAGUGGAAUUGGCGCUGUGGUGACAUCCCGCUUGGCGAACGAUGGCACCAAGGUCAUCAUCCUAGAUAUACAGCCGCCCUUGGAGGAAACAGUGAAGAAUGUAUUUUUCUACCAAACAGAUAUCUCAUCGGCAGCCUCAGUUGAAACAGUCGCUGAGGACAUUCGCCGAGAGCACGGCAAUCCGACAGUCCUCAUUAACAAUGCCGGCACUGGAAACAGCAUGCUGAUAGCAGACCAACCAACCGCAGAGACAGAGCGGAUCUUUCAGAUCAAUAUUCUUUCCCAUUUCCAUCUCGUGAGGGAAUUCCUUCCUGCCAUGGUCAAGCAGAACCACGGUCACAUUGUGACAGUAGCGAGCAUGGCAUCCUUCGUUACGCAGGGGAAGAACGUGAGCUAUGCUUGCACAAAGGCAGCAGCUUUGGCCUUCCAUGAAGGGCUGGCACAGGAGCUUAAGCACCGGUACAAUGCUCCGAAGGUUCGCACAACGAUUGUCCACCCUACACUUACUCGCACCCCUCUGGUGGACCACAUUACCCGGAAUAAUAAGUCAAAGAACUUUUGUCUAGAGCCGGAAACUGUAUCAGAUGCCAUUGUUGACCAGCUAUAUUCUGGAGAAGGAGCCCAGCUCAUAUUACCCGGCCGAUUCACCUUAAUCAGUGGUAUCCGUGGAUUUCCAUCUUGGUUUCAGGAGAUGAUUCGCGAUGCAUUGACAUCGAGUCGCAAGUCAAAGGAUUCUUAG
This is a messenger RNA of Penicillium daleae, 1050 nucleotides long. RefSeq names its product SDR family oxidoreductase. Lineage: Eukaryota; Fungi; Ascomycota; Eurotiomycetes; Eurotiales; Aspergillaceae. Bases 1 to 1050 code for a protein of 349 amino acids. The record is from RefSeq and is a predicted model, not a curated record. Gene Ontology annotation, molecular function: oxidoreductase activity, acting on the CH-OH group of donors, NAD or NADP as acceptor. The transcript is spliced from 3 exons.